AUGGUCUUCGAUAACUUUGAUACUCCAACAUUUGUCGAUGGUGAGGAAUACGCCGAUUGGGUCUUCGCUGAAGAGACUCCCGAGGUAGUUCGAAUACGAGUUUCCUCAAAGCACCUAACCUUUGCUUCUAAAAUCUUCAGUACUAUGCUUCAGGGCCCAUGGGCCGAGGCCACCACCUCAUUUUCUUCCCAGCGGAAUCCCCGCCGAGUUUCAACUUCUGCCUGGGAUGCCAAAGCUUUUGCGAUUGUCCUCGAUGCAAUUCACGGGCGUGUACAAAAGAUCCCUAGGCGUAUCAACCUCGUUCUCCUGGCUCGGAUCGCCACCAUCGUCGACUACUACCAAUGCUAUGAGAGCUUAGAGCUGCUUAGCGAUGUGUGGCUCAGCGAUGAGUCUGUUGCAGAGGAAGACUUCGAUUCGUACACCGUAAAUUCACUACUACGUCUUUAUGUCGCAUGGGUCUUUGAGGAUGAGGUGAUUUUCUCGGCCGAGGCACACAGAGCUUUGAGGAACAGCAGAGGACUCUCAGAAUUCCAGUUGAAUGACCUUCCGGUUGGGGGGGUUCUCGAUGUCCUGAACGACAAGAGAACGGAGCUGAUCGGAAGGCUCUUGGAAGGUCUCAACGACCUACGAGAAUCGCUCCACACGGAGGAUGGGUGCCCCGGUUUAGGCUUAUCCGACUGUUCAUCUACAUUGCUUGGUAUGUUGAUGCGAGAGGGAGUCAGAUGGCAGAAAGACUACCAACCUCUCACAACUCCUUACUGCGGGCACAGCGUUGUUACGAUGAUGGGCUUGAUCGAAGAGAUUCCUCGACCCAAACAAUUUCACCCACGCUACAAUAAUUCUGGAAGAGGCCGCUCCGGUGAAGCCAACGCAUAUCAUCGACAAUGUUCGUGCACCAUUCAGGGUCGGAUGCAGGCACUGGUGGAACAAGUCAACAACGACAGCUUGAGGUUUCACCCUUCACAGAUUCAGGGCUGGGGAUUGCGUCAGAAGGAGCCAGACUAG
Fusarium mangiferae is the source of this 1005-nucleotide messenger RNA. RefSeq lists its product as uncharacterized. The record is from RefSeq and is a predicted model, not a curated record. Lineage: Eukaryota; Fungi; Ascomycota; Sordariomycetes; Hypocreales; Nectriaceae. Bases 1 to 1005 code for a protein of 334 amino acids. The transcript is spliced from 2 exons.